UAGACGGUAGUACGCGGCCAGUGUCGUUUCGUCGUUGUUCGUGUUCGUUCGUGCCGUCGUCGUUCAGUUCGCGUACGCAACACCCGCGUAAAUACAUACACAGCCGACGUGCGUUGUCCGCGAAAUUUAUUCAAUUAAUUGUAAACAAAAAACAACACGCGAUUGCGUCCGUCCUUGUUGCAUAGUAUUAUGAACGUUUUGUCGCCGUCAGUCGUCGUCUGACGGAACACUCGGCGCACGUAGAUCAAAACCUAUUAACGUCGUUGUCGUCCGUACGAAAAUGACACGCGGACGUCCGCGAGACGACGUCUCCGCAACAACGGUGUCGUUGUUGCUACUGCUGUCGGCGGCCGCGGUGUCAUCCGCCGACAACGUGACCGUAUUUCGGUGCUGCGGUCGCGGCGAGAUGCUCGACCCGACCGACGUGCAUGGGCCGUGCGCCCUGUUGCCGGCGUCCUUGCCGCAAGACUUCGUGCCCGUCAUCUUCGACGUGAUCAGCAACCAGUUCUUGAAUCCCAACGAGCCUCCGCCGGCUUACUGGAACCUCGUCCAUGAACGUCCGCCGUGCAAGCCCGCCGCGUUUUUGCCCGCCUCGACGCCCCAAGACCCGCCCCGGUUCGUGUCAUUUCUCAACGGUACGCUGCUGGCGCAACAUUGGCCAAAGAACUUGAUGGUGGACCCGGGCCUGUUCUGUCUGGAUCGAGCCGGUGCGCUGUUGUGCCUGCCCGACGAGCCGAACAAGACGAAAAAGUGCUGCGGCCCAUCAGCGGUGUACAGCGAAGCGAACGGGGGAUGCGAGUUCUCGGGCCGGCACGACGCGGCUGAUCUGCCCGAAGACAUCACGUCCGGGUUCCCGCGAUGCGAGGAUGAUGUGUACAUCUUGUCCGGCCGCAUCAACGAGUCGCAUUGGCCCGUCAGCGGCGCGUGGCCCGCGGGCGGACAGCUGCGUACUGCUGACGGCGUCACACUCCAGCCCCGGGAAUACUGUCUGGAGCGCGUGCUCGAACAGACACAGGAGCCGCGCACGUGGACCGUGUUCACAUGUGCUCCCCGGCACGGUGUCGACCACGUGACCAAGAGCUACCGCGAGGACAUCCGCUUCACCCUUUACCCGCUUGGACUGUUGCUGUCCGUGUUCUUCUUGGCCAUCACCCUGGUGGCCAGCUGCAUGCUGCCCAGCACUUAUCACGUGCUCCAUUGGAGGUGUCAAGUCAACCAUGUCGGCUGCUUACUAGUCGGCGACCUGUUCCUGGCAUUCGUCCAACUGUCCGGUGACUCUUUGCGCGGACCGCUGUGCGUCUUCACAGCCAUUGUAAUGCAUUUUGUCUUUCUGGCGGCGUUUUUCUGGCUCAACACGAUGUGUUUCAAUAUAUGGUGGACGUUUAGGGACUUGAGGCCCGCCAACUUGGAUAAAGGCCAAGAGGCGUGUAGGCUUAGACUGUACCAGUUGUACGCGUGGGGUGUGCCAUUGGUGAUCGCUACGCUAGCCGCUGUAUUGGACCGUAUUCCACCAGAUCAAUACAUGUCACUGAUCAGACCUAAAUUUGGGGAACAUCGUUGCUGGUUCUAUGGUGACGCAGAGGUUUUGUCAUAUUUCUAUGGACCAAUUGGUAUUUUGUUGAUGAUGAAUUUAACAUUGUUCGCGGCCACGGCUAGGGAGUUGACGUGUGGCUUAUGGAGAACCGAAGUAGUGAAAUCUACAAGCGAAAGAGCCACACUGGGUCGCGUGUGCCUGAAACUGGUGAUCGUCAUGGGCAUCACGUGGGUGGUAGACGUACUGUCGUGGGUGAUCGGCGGCCCGGAUUACGUGUGGUACCUGACGGACCUGAUGAACGCGCUGCAAGGGGUGCUCAUAUUCAUAGUGGUCGGCUGUCAGCCACAGGUGUGGAUGGCCGUCAGGCGCAUGUGGUGCCUGCGCACGGACAACCCGUCGGACGGCGGCAACGCCCGUUCGUCCACGUCCAACGCGAAUCCGUCCACUGUCAACGAGUCGACGCUGUCCAAACCGGUGGAGACGCUGUGUUGAUGCCGAUCGCCGCACCGCACUUCGCCGCACACGCACACACGCAAGCACACGCACGCACCACACUCACGUACACGCGAGCAAGCAACCAAGCACAGAAAAAUAGCAAUAAUAUCAUCAUCAUCAUCGUGACACGGCGACGCGCUCGCGUUGUCGCCACUGACCACUGCGCCAGACUCCUGUCGUAUGAUACAAUGUUAUAUACGAGCAUCGAAGUCUGUGUAGCCACUGACGGACUCGCCGACCACAUGUCGGCGUACGACAUGAUAAUCGUUAUGUCAUACAAUUAUCUUAAAAUCUUGCCCGCAAACGGAAUGUUUAGACUGACAAAUCUUGUUUUAUAAUUAUUAAUUUUUUUUUUCUUUAACCAGUAUUAAUAAAUAAGUAUAUCGUAAUUAUAAUGAUGUAUAAUAAUCGAAUUAGGAGGAAAUUUUCACGCACAUUUUAUUAUUAUCUAUUAAUUUUUUUCUCAUUAUUAUUUACUAUUAUUCGUUCACCGUGCUGUUGGUAUACUUUCCUCAUCGACGAACACCUGCAAAGGACCAAAAAUAUUUGUGCAAACGCCUCAGAGCAUUUUCUUCCGACCGAAUCAUCUUAUAUUGACUAUAUUAAAUAAUAAUAUAUCCCUGCCCUUAAUAUUCAUAAUAUGGGUCUUUCUAAUAAUAUAUUAUUAUGCGCUAAAUUAACAGCAAAAAUUGAAAUGUUAUAUUCAUAAAACAUUGUGUUAUAAUAUAUGUGUACGACGAUUUAACUGGUCGACUGUGGCCAAAUCAAUCACCAAUAUAAUAUUACAAGUUAAACAAGAGGUAUAUAACAUACUAUACAAAUGGAAUCUGUAUUGAGAAAUCGUAUCAAUUUUUCAUUUUUAUUUAAAUAUCGAUAAUGCACAUUUUUUUGCCAAUUUGUUUUUAUAUUUCUAUUAUAUUAUACAAAUAUACUCAAUACCAUGGUAAAAUUUCGAUUGCAAAUAAUAUAUAUAAUUCAUAUAAAAAUAUUUGUAGCCUGUGGGUACCUAUACUCUUGAAUAAAUAAUUAUUGAAUCGUCUGCAUUAUUGUUUAAAAUAUAUUAUCGUCUAUAGACGGUAUAUCGUAUUGUAAUAUUAUGAUAUUCUACGUAAAUUAUAUUUGUUCAUCCCAACAUCACCAACAUAUUUUUCAAUUUUAUACACUCAUAAAAUUUCGGAAACAACUAUGUAGGUAUGUGUUUUUUUUUUACUUUUUAACGACUUUUAAUAGUACUUACUAUUAUAUUAUUGUAUAGGGCAGCUAUUUUUUUUUUUUAGUUUAUAUUUUCCCAUCGAAAACAAUUAACUUAGAUUUUAUCUCGUGAAAAAAACCGUAUACAGGCAAUAAUUAAUUAUGCUUUUUGUUUUUGAUAACUAUACACGUUAUCGGCAUAAAACAACGAGUGUCGAUUGUGAAAAAUUGUAUUUUAUUUGUGUUUGUAUUAUUAUAUUAUAUUUGUUUUCCUUGUGGUUAACAUCUUUUUAUAUUAAGUUCCUGUAAGCCUAUCUAAUUUAUUAAUAAUUUUUUAACAAUGAUCUAUUAUUUAUAUUAUAUUGUAAUUUUUUUUUUUAAUAUUAAUAUUAUUAUUUUUUUUUUACCCAAUAAGCCUGAUACCGCGUUAUUUUUGUGAAGAUCUUUAUAGAACUAUGCGUCAGUUGUGAGUUUGUUUUUAAAAUUAUUUUGUAGCAUUUUUUUUUUUUUUGUAAUUUAUAAGAAGUUAUAUUGUGUAAGUCAUCGGAUUAAGACUGUGUAGAUAUGAUGUACCUACCUAUUUAAAAGAAAAGAAAAAUUGACGGAGUUGUUAAAUAUAUUGUAUUUGUAAAUAUAAUAACA
This is a messenger RNA of Metopolophium dirhodum (rose-grain aphid), 3862 nucleotides long. RefSeq names its product probable G-protein coupled receptor Mth-like 1 (gene mthl1). The record is from RefSeq and is a predicted model, not a curated record. Gene Ontology annotation, biological process: G protein-coupled receptor signaling pathway; cell surface receptor signaling pathway. NCBI's taxonomy places the organism in Eukaryota, Metazoa, Arthropoda, Insecta, Hemiptera, Aphididae. Gene Ontology annotation, cellular component: membrane. Bases 281 to 2026 code for a protein of 581 amino acids. Gene Ontology annotation, molecular function: G protein-coupled receptor activity. The transcript has 5 exons.